Molecule: messenger RNA, 1649 nt
Organism: Odobenus rosmarus divergens (Pacific walrus)
Lineage: Eukaryota; Metazoa; Chordata; Mammalia; Carnivora; Odobenidae
Gene: RGS17
Product: regulator of G-protein signaling 17
Exons: 5
Coding region: 168-800 (210 amino acids)
Source: RefSeq, a predicted model, not a curated record
CCUAGCCUCUCUCCCUCUCUCCUCGCCCGCUGGGUGCUGAAGUUGGGCGGAUGGCAGCAAACCCGCUCCGCUAGAGGACCGAGCAGCCCAGCCUCGCGCCCCCGGACUCAUCGGUGCGCUGCCCACACCUCCAGGCGACUGGCCAGUUGGGUGCGAAAGUAGCUGAAAUGCGAAAGAGACAGCAAUCACAAAAUGAAGGAACACCUGCUGUGUCUCAAGGGCCUGGAAACCAGAGACCCAACAACACGUGUUGCUUCUGCUGGUGUUGUUGCUGCAGCUGCUCCUGCCUCACUGUUAGGAAUGAAGAAAGAGGGGAAAAUGCAGGAAGACCCACACAUACCACAAAAAUGGAGAGUAUCCAAGUCCUAGAGGAAUGCCAAAACCCCACUUCAGAUGAAGUCUUGUCUUGGUCUCAAAAUUUUGACAAGAUGAUGAAGGCCCCAGCAGGAAGAAACCUUUUCAGAGAGUUUCUCCGAACAGAAUACAGUGAAGAGAACCUACUUUUCUGGCUUGCCUGUGAAGACUUAAAGAAAGAGCAGAACAAAAAAGUCAUUGAAGAAAAGGCCAGAAUGAUCUAUGAAGAUUACAUUUCUAUACUAUCACCAAAAGAGGUCAGUCUCGAUUCUCGAGUUAGAGAGGUGAUCAAUAGAAAUCUGUUGGAUCCUAAUCCUCACAUGUAUGAAGAUGCCCAACUUCAGAUAUAUACCUUAAUGCACAGAGAUUCUUUUCCAAGGUUUUUGAACUCUCAAAUUUAUAAGUCCUUUGUUGAAAGUACUGCCAACUCUGCUUCUGAAUCUUAAUUUUCAUUAAAAAAAUCAUUUUGGAGGGCUGGGAUGGGAAAUAAAGGUAAUUAAAUAACACCAGAAACUGAGUUCCUGGAGAACUACAGUUUAGCAUUCCUCAGGCUACUGUGAAAAUACAACCAUAUGGUCUUUGUCUCCAUUUUUAUCAAGGUUAUCCUGGUUAAGUUUGGAGAAAACACCACAGAAAAACAAUGAAUUGCCAAAUUAAGUUUGUUUUAUUCAACACUCAUUCUACUUGCAAGCAAACUGUAUUUGUAGUCCUAUGAACAGUCUCCUAGUGUAUCCCCAGAGACUGCAUGUGCAAAGUAAAACUGCUUCAUUUGCCACAUAGCUGUUGUAAUAUUUAAUCCAAUGGCAUAACUUAUAUCUGUAUUUAAGGACUUUUGUGCAAUAUGGUCUUAUAGAAAUAAUUGCCAAAAAAAUUGGCUGUGGUUUGCAUUUUUAAAUAUAAUCUGAGACAGAAAAAGCCAAUUUUUAAGUUGUAACAAUGGUAUUCAACAUGCUAUAUACUGUGUUCAGUACACUCAUUUUGAAGCCAAUAUUUCUGUACAUGGAAAAAGAGCUCUUUAUCUCUGUUUGUUGGGAAAUCCUAACGGGGGAUUCCUCUGAUUGUUCACUGCCAAAACUGUGGCAUUUUCUUUACAGAAUAGUUUGCUAUGUAAAAAAACAAAAUAAACAAAUAAUAAGAAGAAGAAAAGAGAAAAAAGCACAAAACAAUUUGAAGAUAUUCUAUCUCAAUGACAAAUCAAAGAGUGAUAACUGUUUUUAAUUGUAAUAGAAGAAAAUCUAUGUAUAUAUCAGAUGUCCAAUACUGUAAUUAAUUUAUUAAAGACUGGCUCUCCAGUU